AUAGAAUUGAACAAUAAGUUAAAUCUUAAACUAAAACUAUUUUUGCACUUUAUACUAUAAAAUAAAUGUGUACCAACUAAUUAGUGAAGUGUUCAUUGGUCGCCGAUGGAUGCCCCAGAAGAUUUUCAGCGACAACGCAACCAACUUCGUCGGCGCCGAUCGCAGGCUGCGCGAGCUGACAGAGGCGUUUCUGGCCCAGGCAACGGAACUGAAGGUAUUCGCCGCAGAAGAAGGGUUCAGCUUCACCUUUAUACCACCGCGGGCGCCGCACUUCGGCGGAUUAUGGGAGGCCGCGGUGAAGUCCGCCAAACAUCUCAUCGUUCGCGCAAUCGGCAACGUGCUCCUCACAGUAGAGGAGCUAUCAACACUGUUGGCCGAAGUGGAGGCAAUUCUCAAUUCUCGACCCCUAACACCUCUGAACCAGGACCCCAACGACGGCGAAGCGUUAACUCCAGCGCAUCUCUUAAUAGGGUGCUCCCUGCGAUCACUCCCACCAGCACAGGUAGCAAUGGACCCAAUUCAUUGUUGCGAGAGAUGGCAACUUGUUUGCUGUCUCAAGCAACAGUUUUGGCGACAGUGGUCCAAAACAUACCUGACGGGUCUUCAGGAGCGCACCAAAUGGUUACACCCGAAACGGAAUCUGCAGCCCGGCGACCUCGUCCUCGUACACGAAGACAACACACCACCGCAGCAGUGGGUAACAGGACGAGUCGUCGCAACCGUCGAAGGGCAAGACGGCAAGGUGCGAGUCGCAGACGUAACAACGAAGGCGGGCACAAUUAAGCGCCCCAUACAUAAACUCGCAUUACUGCCCAUGGAUAUUGAAGGAUCCUGAUCCUGUCAAGGCGGCCGGUGUUGCGCCAAGCGACAUCUUUGUAACUCUAAAACUAAAUAUAAGAAAAUGAAAUAUUAAAUUAUUAUAAUGAAAAAUGAAAUUGAAAUUAUAAAUAUUGAAUUGUACAAAAUAGCAUACUUACCUUAAUAAUACAUUUAUAUUACCUUCAUUUAUUACUUACCUUAAUUCAUCUUCUACAAUAUUUAACGAAAGAUAAUUACUUACCCCUUGUAUUUACAUUACCACUAGCUUAAGCCGUUAGUUUUAAGAUUUAGGCUAAGCAAUUCCAAGAAAGGAACAAAUGAAUUAUUGUAUUAAAAACCUAGA
Bactrocera dorsalis (oriental fruit fly) is the source of this 1162-nucleotide messenger RNA. RefSeq lists its product as uncharacterized. The record is from RefSeq and is a predicted model, not a curated record. Gene Ontology annotation, molecular function: nucleic acid binding. NCBI's taxonomy places the organism in Eukaryota, Metazoa, Arthropoda, Insecta, Diptera, Tephritidae. The transcript has 2 exons. Gene Ontology annotation, biological process: DNA integration. Bases 110 to 835 code for a protein of 241 amino acids.